Crotalus tigris (Tiger rattlesnake) is the source of this 2265-nucleotide messenger RNA. RefSeq names its product catenin alpha-2. Bases 14 to 1723 code for a protein of 569 amino acids. Gene Ontology annotation, biological process: cell-cell adhesion; cell migration. Lineage: Eukaryota; Metazoa; Chordata; Lepidosauria; Squamata; Viperidae. The record is from RefSeq and is a predicted model, not a curated record. Gene Ontology annotation, molecular function: actin filament binding; beta-catenin binding; cadherin binding. Gene Ontology annotation, cellular component: catenin complex; adherens junction. The transcript has 11 exons.
GCGGAAAGCCGUGAUGGAUCACAUAUCGGACUCGUUCCUCGAGACCAACGUCCCGCUGCUGGUUCUCAUCGAAGCAGCCAAGAGCGGCAACGAGAAAGAAGUUAAAGAAUAUGCCCAAGUGUUCCGUGAACAUGCCAACAAGUUGGUGGAGGUUGCCAAUUUGGCUUGUUCCAUUUCCAACAAUGAAGAAGGUGUGAAAUUGGUCCGGAUGGCAGCAACCCAGAUUGAUAGCUUAUGCCCACAGGUGAUAAAUGCAGCUCUGACCUUGGCUGCCAGACCUCAGAGCAAAGUGGCCCAAGACAACAUGGAUGUCUUCAAAGACCAGUGGGAGAAGCAGGUGCGAGUCCUCACUGAGGCCGUGGAUGACAUCACCUCUGUGGAUGAUUUCCUGUCCGUCUCAGAAAAUCACAUCCUGGAGGAUGUCAACAAAUGUGUGAUUGCGCUACAGGAAGGUGACGUUGACACCUUGGACAGAACCGCCGGGGCGAUUCGAGGCCGUGCCGCCCGGGUGAUCCACAUCAUCAAUGCCGAGAUGGAGAAUUACGAAGCCGGGGUUUACACCGAGAAAGUGUUAGAAGCCACAAAGCUGCUUUCUGAGACAGUGAUGCCGCGUUUUGCUGAACAAGUGGAAGUCGCGAUUGAGGCCCUGAGUUCAAACGUCCCACAACCGUUUGAAGAGAAUGAAUUUAUUGACGCCUCUCGCUUGGUUUAUGAUGGUGUUCGGGACAUCAGGAAAGCUGUACUGAUGAUCAGGACUCCGGAAGAGCUAGAGGAUGAUUCUGAUUUCGAACAGGAAGAUUAUGAUGUUCGGAGCCGGACAAGCGUUCAGACUGAAGACGAUCAGCUGAUUGCUGGCCAGAGUGCAAGGGCCAUCAUGGCUCAGCUUCCUCAGGAAGAGAAGGCGAAGAUAGCUGAGCAGGUAGAAAUAUUCCAUCAAGAAAAGAGCAAGCUGGAUGCCGAGGUGGCCAAAUGGGAUGACAGCGGGAACGACAUCAUCGUCCUGGCCAAACAGAUGUGCAUGAUCAUGAUGGAGAUGACGGACUUCACUAGGGGUAAAGGGCCACUGAAGAAUACCUCUGAUGUCAUAAACGCUGCCAAGAAAAUUGCCGAAGCCGGCUCCAGAAUGGACAAACUGGCGCGGGCGGUGGCCGAUCAGUGUCCCGAUUCAGCCUGUAAGCAAGACCUGCUCGCCUAUCUUCAGCGCAUCGCCCUUUACUGUCACCAGCUCAAUAUCUGUAGCAAGGUCAAAGCAGAAGUCCAAAACCUUGGCGGAGAACUGAUUGUUUCCGGGCCUGGAGUUCAGAGCACUUUCACUACCUUUUAUGAGGUAGAGUGUGAUGUCAUAGAUGGGGGCAGGGCUAGUCAACUUUCUACCCACCUACCCACCUGUGGUGAAGGAGCAACGGUGGCAAACGGAAGUGGGGACUCUUCCAUGCUGGACAGCGCCACCUCCCUCAUCCAAGCUGCCAAAAACCUGAUGAACGCCGUGGUCCUCACCGUCAAGGCCUCCUACGUGGCUUCAACCAAAUAUCAGAAAGUCUACGGCACCGCUGCCGUCAACUCGCCGGUGGUCUCUUGGAAAAUGAAAGCCCCUGAAAAGAAACCACUGGUCAAGAGGGAAAAGCCGGAAGAAUAUCAGACGCGGGUGCGAAGAGGCUCUCAAAAGAAACACAUUUCACCCGUACAGGCUCUCAGUGAAUUUAAAGCGAUGGAUUCCUUCUAACUCGCUCCCGCUUCGCCACGAGGGGUUGUUUUUUUUUCUAUCGGCCUUCCAUGUUUUUGUAUGCGUACCUGCCGACUUGUAUGUGUCCGGCAUGGGGAGGAGGGGGUGUUUGGGCAGAACCAGGAUAACGAAGCAGUGUCGAUUUGCAUGCAACCGAGACUCAGUUAAGCCAUCGUGCAGUUUUCCUUCCCCCCAAAAAAGACAUAACGGCGUUCCUUACGUUGACUAGCGGCCUGUCUCACCGGCCUCUUUCCUAAAGUAGCAAAAAAAAAAAAAAGGCUUUAUUUUACUUUAUUUAUUUUUUAAAGGAGGCUUUUUUUAAGGAAAAAAAAAAAAGAUUGCAUUGUAAGAGCAGGAUAGGGAAGGAGAGACCAGGAUGGAAAAUGCGGGAUCCUCGGUGCUGUCCAAGCUUAGCUGUUUUGUUGCAGACGUUUCAUGAUCAAUCUAGACCAGUGGUUCUCAACCUUUUUAAUGCCACGACCCCCAACCGGUCGUAAGUCGAGGACUACUCAACCGGUCCUAAGUCGAGGACUACUCAACUG